Molecule: messenger RNA, 2829 nt
Organism: Saccharomyces mikatae IFO 1815
Lineage: Eukaryota; Fungi; Ascomycota; Saccharomycetes; Saccharomycetales; Saccharomycetaceae
Gene: IST2
Product: Ist2p
Exons: 1
Coding region: 1-2829 (942 amino acids)
Biological process (GO): chloride transmembrane transport
Cellular component (GO): cortical endoplasmic reticulum
Molecular function (GO): chloride channel activity
Source: RefSeq, a predicted model, not a curated record
AUGUCGCAGACAAUUACAUCGUUAGAUCCGAACUGUGUUAUUGUAUUCAACAAUACUUCAAGUGCUAAUGAGAAAAGUUUGCGCAUUGAAUUCAAACGUUUAAACAUUCAUUCUGUCAUCGAACCCGGCCAUGAUUUAAAGACGAGUUAUGCGUUCAUUAGAAUUCAACAGGAUGAUGCGAAGCUGCUUUUUUCGUUUUUACAAAAUCUGGACUUCAUUGAAUCGAUUAUACCAUAUCACGAUACUGAGCUGUCCAAUGAUUUGCAUAAACUGAUCUCUAAAAGCAAGUCAAAAAUAUUAGAGACUCCAAAACAGUACGAGCUGUAUAACUUAUCGAAUUUAACCAAUAAUCCGAAACAGGCCUUAUAUUUUGCAUUCUUACAAAGCUAUAUAAAAUGGUUGAUUCCUUUCUCCUUUUUUGGGUUAUCGAUUAGAUUUUUAUCUAAUUUUACAUAUGAGUUCAAUUCCACAUACUCAUUGUUCACCGUUUUAUGGACUCUAUCGUUUGCAGCGUUUUGGCUUUACAAAUAUGAACCAUUCUGGUCUGAUAGAUUGAGUAAAUACUCUUCAUUUUCUACCGUUGAAUUUCUUUGUGAUAAGCAGAAAGCCCCAAGAAAUGCCGGUUCAGUAACCAUGUUGAAAAAAUGGUGUUUCAUUCCCAUUGCUUUGCUCUUCGGUACUGUAUUACUAUCGUUUCAGUUAUAUUGUUUCGCAUUGGAGAUUUUCAUCAAGCAAAUAUACAACGGUCCAUUUGUUUCUAUUUUAUCAUUUUUGCCCACUAUAUUAAUUUGCACGUUUACUCCAGCUUUAACGAUAGUUUAUAACAAAUAUUUUGUAGAACCAAUGACGAAAUGGGAAAAUCAUAAUAGUGUUUCGAGUGCCAAAAAAUCUAAAGAAGCAAAGAACUUUGUUAUUGUUUUCUUGUCCAGUUAUGUUCCGUUAUUAAUUACAUUAUUCCUUUACCUUCCAAUGGGACAUUUGUUAACGACUGAAAUAAGAGUCAAAUUCUUUAAUGCCUUCUCAAUGUUGGCCCGUUUACCUACCCAUGAUUCUGAUUUUGUUAUUGAUACAAAGCGUUAUGAAGGCCAAUUUUUCUAUUUUAUUGUCAUCAAUCAAGUGAUUCAAUUCAGCAUGGAAAAUUUUGUUCCAAGUCUUGUCAGUAUUGUCCAACAGAAAAUCAAUGGACCAAAUCCUAACUUUGUCAAAGCCGAGAAUGAAAUCAGCAAGAAUCAACUAAGUCCAUCCGAUAUGAAAAUCUGGUCAAAGAUUAAAUUGUAUGAAACAGACCCAUGGGGAGCAACAUUCGAUCUGGAUGCAAACCUUAAGAAGCUCCUUUUGCAAUUUGGGUAUCUCGUCAUGUUUUCUACAAUUUGGCCACUAGCUCCAUUCAUCUGUCUGGUAGUUAAUUUGGUUGUUUAUCAAGUCGAUCUAAGAAAAGCUGUUCUUUACAGCAAACCUGAAUAUUUCUCUUUUCCGAUUUACGACAAGCUGUCCUCCGUUUCCCUAACCAAAAAAUUGACGGUUGGUUUGUGGAACUCUGUCUUGGUUACUUUUGCCAUCUUAGGUUCCGUCAUCACCGCCACAUUGACCUAUAUGUAUCAAAAUUGCAAUCUACCAGAUGUCGGCGUUCGUACUUCGAUUCAGACGAACAAGCUUUGGUACCUCGCAAAUCCAAUGAAUCAUUCAUGGACAAAUAUUGUAUUAUAUGCAGUUUUUAUCGAACAUGUCAGUAUUGCCGCUUUUUUCCUGUUCUCUAGUAUUUUGAGAUCUUCCCAUGAUGAUGUUUCAAACGGCAUUGUGCCAAUGAAUGUGAUAAACGUGCAAACCUCCUCCAAACAAGAAUCUUUUGAGAAUAUUCCUUCUCCUAAUUUCAGCUCUGAUAACGAGAAAGAAUUAAUUCAAAGAAGAAGGCCUUCCAAAGAGAGUUUGCCUCAUGAAGCCAACGGGGAACAGCCUGUCUCUGAUGCAAAGGGCUUUGAGACACAAGAUAUUGCACCAUUCCAAAAUGAUCCAUCCUCUUUAUCCUCUACCUCACCAUCAUCCUCCUCUUCGUCUGCUAGCGGAGCCGAUGCACCCAAAUCUGUAGACAAUAAUACAGCUGAAUCUUCUGGUGAAAAGCCAUUGGCCUCAGAUAACAGCGAAAAGAGAAACUCUUUGGUGAAAGUGCCAACCGUUGGAUCAUAUGGGGUUGCAGGCGCUACAUUACCUGAAACGAUCCCAACCUCUAAAAACUACUACUUGAGAUUCGACGAUGAUGGAAAAUCUAUUAAGGACGUGAAAUCCAGUGCAGAAGCUUCGAACGUCACCAAUAUCAACGCUUUAGACACUAAAAGUAAGCUUUUGCCUAAUGGCAACGCCUCAGACGCACUCAGGAGAAAAAUUGAUCAAAUACCAAAAAUUGCUGUCACUGGCGGUGAAGGUAACGAUGACAGCCAAGUCAAGGACGACCAUACCACGAAAACCCCUGUAUCAAAGGAUGUGAACAUCAAGCCCGUUGUCGCUACAAGUGUUAAUGAUGUUCAGUCUAAGGCUUCAAUGACUACUGAGCAAACGAAGAGGACUGAGGUGAGUAAUAAGAACGGCCCAACAAGAUCAAUUUCCACGAAGGAAACGAAAGAAUCUACAAGACCAUCGAAUAACAAUACCACCAUUAAUGCUACUCAACCCCACCACCACAAUCACCACCACCACAAUCACAAUCGCGAUGCAGGAGCAAAGAAUGUCACGAACAAUGCCAAGACGACUGAAUCCUCUUCUUCUUCAUCCGCGACAAAAGAAAAGCCAAAACACAAAAAGGGGUUAUUGCAUAAGCUAAAAAAGAAACUCUAA